Messenger RNA from Hibiscus syriacus, 400 nucleotides. RefSeq lists its product as uncharacterized. The record is from RefSeq and is a predicted model, not a curated record. The coding region runs from base 12 to 374 and encodes 120 amino acids. The transcript has 4 exons. Gene Ontology annotation, molecular function: catalytic activity. NCBI's taxonomy places the organism in Eukaryota, Viridiplantae, Streptophyta, Magnoliopsida, Malvales, Malvaceae.
CGUGUCUGCACAUGUCUGACACGGAUGUUGUAUACGAGUAUUUCAAACCAUGGUAUACCAUGCUAAAUUGUGAACUUUCCUAUGCAUGUAGAGUAUGCCAUAGCAAAGGCAUCCCAGUUCGUGAAGUUGCACCAUCAUGGGAAAGACAUCAACUUUGGGAAGAAGCAUUCAUUACAAAUAGCUUGCGAGUUCUGCAGCACGUGGAGACUAUUAAAGUUCCUCGUCCAUGGGAAUCUCUCGAAUCAAAAUGUUUGGAAGGAAUAUCAUGGGUUGAGAAAAAAUUUCAGGGUCCCGGAAUUAUGACAAAAGUCAUCCAGAAAGAGAUCAUGGAGAGAGUCAGCACGGAAGGGCAUUGGUUAAAGGAAUCAGUAUAGCAGAAAAUGGAGCGUCGUGUGUUGAG